UCGUCGGAGUCAUCAGCAUCGGCUAUAUAUAUUGUCCAGAUAAAAACUAGCGCCACUACGAGUUGUAUCUCAUUCGCAGCUCGUGCGUAGUAAACUCGAUUAAGGAUCUCCGCUGGUUGUGACUGCGAUUCCGGCAGUGACAGUGACGUAAGCUUUCCCCCAUGCUCCUAAUUGGAUUACUAAUGCUGCUCCAUGCCGGCCUCCAAGGAGUCCAGGGCGUUGCGUUCUACACGGAAAAACCCUCCUAUAUUGAGUCCUGCAAGAUUUAUGAACCGGAGUUCACCAAGUGCUCAACUCGCUCCAUACAGGCAUUUAUGAACCAGCUCGUCAAAGGCGUGCCCGAAAUAAAUGAAUCCUUUGGACCCAUCGAUCCCAUGAGGCAGGAGCAGUUGGUGUUCAAGCAGGAUAACAGCGACGUGGCCACCCUUUCCGCCAAUCUUACGGAUAUGCUGAUCAGGGGCUUUGGAAAAAUGCUGAUCAAGGAGAGCAAAGUAAGCAAGAAGGAUUUCAGUUGGCUAACUAAGAUCUACCUGCCCCAAAUGCGAAUAGAUGGUCACUACAAAAUGGUUGGUCGCAUUUUGCUGGUGCCUCUGCAGGGAAAUGGAAAAAUAGUCAUGGAAAUAGAUGAUCUGGACAUAUUGAUGAGCACCAAGACACGCCUCUACGAGAAGGGCGGCUACACAUUCUACAACGUGACAUCCGUGAAGGUAAAACUGGAGGUCGGCAAAGUGCGCACCAGAAUGGAUAACCUCUUCAACGGGCACAGCAAGGAGGUGGAAGAUAGCACCAAUCAGUUCUUCAACGACAAUUGGAAGGAUGUCUUCGAGGCACUGCGUCCACUGGUGGUUGAAACCGUGGAAAGAACGCUACUGGAUCUUCUCCACAAGACAUUUGCCCUAUUUCCGGCCAGCUUCUUUGUGGAGGACAUACCCACCUCCUUAACCUUGUAUGGUCGCAAGUCACACAUGAUCACUUGAAAGGUGUUCUAUUGAAAUAAAAUCUAACUUCCUUCAAACUGUA
Molecule: messenger RNA, 1020 nt
Organism: Drosophila simulans
Lineage: Eukaryota; Metazoa; Arthropoda; Insecta; Diptera; Drosophilidae
Gene: Jhbp11
Exons: 5
Coding region: 162-977 (271 amino acids)
Source: RefSeq, a predicted model, not a curated record